Messenger RNA from Iphiclides podalirius (scarce swallowtail), 798 nucleotides. The record is from the annotation of a GenBank genome assembly. NCBI's taxonomy places the organism in Eukaryota, Metazoa, Arthropoda, Insecta, Lepidoptera, Papilionidae.
AUGUGCUACCUAUCGCGCCUUCGCAAAAACUCGCAUCUCGUCGCGGCCUUGCCAAGCGCACUAUCGCAUUGGUGCUGCUCCAACGAGCCGCGGUACCGUUGCCUUUCGACGCGACCCGGUGUCAGAGCGUCGAUGAACGACGCAUGCGCUACGGCAUCGAUAGGGACUUUCAUCGGUGUGAUGGGGAUCGGCGAGAUGGUUUUAUCGGAGCCCUGCGGGAGGGACGAGGCGCUGGGCGUAGGGGACACUCCGGGGGAUGUCGGCUGCACGUUAACAACGCUCUCCUUCGAGGUGCGGUUGGGCGAAAGCCUCGCGGGGAAGCUCAGCGUCUUCGUCCACUGCGACAGGCUACGCACCAUUUUGAGGGUUCAUAAGCACAACACGUACACUGACACGGCAACACGAGGGCGCGGUACGUUCGCACAGAACGGUGGUCGGCGGACGAAUGCGAUUGCGCGCCGGAUCCAAACAAAACUUGACGCGGCCUGUGCAAGUCGCGACUUGGUUGCGUUGCGCGUGUGUGCGUGCGCUGCGUCGGUGUGCCGUGGACGGGUGCUGGGAAGUGGGAACCCGCGGGGUCCGACCUUUUGUUUGUCGAUGGGGCGACCGCCUCAAUUGAAAAAAAAAGAUCGUCUAUCUCCCGUGACAAUUGAACACUACAAAAUUGGGAAGUGGGGCUGUGUGGCGGGAAGCCAGAGCGCGCUCGAAAAGAAAACAAAGGCCGUUGCGUGCGAUUUCCGACCGCCACGUGCGCUCGCAGCUGCCGCCGUCUCGCCGCCCGCAGCGCAUGCGCUCUUC